Fusarium coffeatum is the source of this 1935-nucleotide messenger RNA. RefSeq lists its product as uncharacterized. Gene Ontology annotation, biological process: double-strand break repair via nonhomologous end joining; telomere maintenance; cellular response to gamma radiation. Gene Ontology annotation, cellular component: nucleus; Ku70:Ku80 complex. NCBI's taxonomy places the organism in Eukaryota, Fungi, Ascomycota, Sordariomycetes, Hypocreales, Nectriaceae. The coding region runs from base 1 to 1935 and encodes 644 amino acids. The record is from RefSeq and is a predicted model, not a curated record. The transcript is spliced from 3 exons. Gene Ontology annotation, molecular function: telomeric repeat DNA binding; damaged DNA binding; DNA helicase activity.
AUGGCUGAUAAGCAGGACUGGAGAAACCAAGAGGAAGACGAAGGAGAUCAGGAGAUUGAUGAGAAUAGCUACAAGGCACAAAAGGAUGCCAUCUUGCUUGCGAUAGACGUGAGCAAGUCUAUGUUGGAGCCACCGCCACAAUCGGACUCCAAAAAGGCAGAUCGCGACAGUCCUGUGCAGGCAGCUUUAAAAUGUGCCUACCAUCUGAUGGAGCAGCGCAUCAUCUCCAACCCCAAGGACAUGAUGGGCAUCCUUCUCUUUGGCACUGAAAAGUCCAAGUUUCAAGACUCAGGUGAUGGUCGAAGUGGUCUAGGAUAUCCACAUUGCUACCUGUUCACCGAUCUUGAUGUUCCUGCGGCCGAGGAUGUCAAGGCUCUCAAGGCCUUAGUUGAGGAUGGUGAAGAUGAAGACGAGGUCUUGACGCCUUCAGAUGAACCUGUCAGCAUGUCCAACGUGCUGUUCUGCGCGAACCAGAUUUUCACGACCAAGGCGGCGAACUUCGGAAGUCGUCGUUUAUUUAUCGUGACUGACAAUGAUGACCCCCAUGCUUCAGACAAACAAGCCAAGUCCGCUGCAGCUGUUCGUGCCAAGGAUCUGUACGAUCUGGGAAUUAUGAUAGACCUAUUUCCAAUUACGCGAGGAGAUGGAUCCUUCGACCUCAACAAGUUUUACGAUGAUAUAAUAUAUCGCGACUCUAUUGGAGAGGCGAACAUGUCUGAAGUCCGAACAUCAAAAUCAGGAAACGGAUUGACUUUGCUCAACUCUCUUGUCUCAAAUAUCAACUCAAAGCAGACGGCAAAGCGAGCACUAUUCUCGAAUUUACCAUUUGAGAUUGCGCCUGGACUUCGCAUCUCUGUCAAGGGGUACAAUAUCGUGCAUCGGCAGACUCCAGCCCGAACUUGCUACAUCUGGUUGGAUGGUGAGAAGCCGCAGAUUGCCGCAGGCGAAACUACACGCAUUGCGGAAGACAGCGCCAGGACAGUUGAAAAGGGGGAGAUGAAGAAGGCCUACAAGUUUGGUGGUGAAUACGUCUACUUUACCCCUGAAGAACAAAAGUCGAUGAAAGACUUUGGGUCUCCCCUCAUUCGCAUUAUUGGCUUCAAGCCUCGAAGCUCGCUACCUAUCUGGGCAAGUGUCAAGAAGUCUACAUUCAUUUUCCCGAGCGAAGAGGACUAUGUUGGCUCAACUCGAGUCUUUACAGCACUCUGGCAGAAGCUGCUCAAGGAUGACAAGAUGGGUAUUGCUUGGUGCAUCACUCGUGCCAAUGCUCAACCGAUGCUGGCUGCCAUUAUACCGUCCAGAGAGCGGUCUGAUGACGAUUCAGGCACCCCUUACUUGCCUGCUGGUCUUUGGAUCUAUCCUCUUCCGUUCCAGGACGAUUUACGAAACAUCAACCCGCCAAAUGAGGUAUUGCGUAGCUCUGACGAGCUUACAACACAAAUGCGAACUAUCGUUCAGCAACUCCAGCUACCCAAGGCCAUGUACAACCCAUCCAAAUACCCCAACCCAGCUCUGCAGUGGCAUUACAAAAUCCUUCAGGCCCUGGCGCUGGAGGAAGAAGUGCCCGAAAAGGCAGAAGACGCAACAGAACCCAAGUACAAGGCUAUCAGCAAACGUGCAGGUGGUUAUCUGGAGGAAUGGUCAGAGGGUCUAGCAGACGAAGCGGGCAAAGCUGCGAACAGUAAGGCGACGAAGCGUGAAACAGACGAUGAAGACGCAGACAGACCAGUGAAGAAGCCCAGAGGAUCUUCAGAUAAGCCAUCAGGCUCAUCGUUCAGCAUGGAGCAGCUAAGAGCGGCAAUUGAUGGCGGUAGCAUUACGAAAAUGACCGUGGUUCAGCUCAAGGACUUGCUUGCUACCAAGGGAAUAAGUACGGCAGGAAAGAAGAUGGACCUGAUCGAGAGGGUCGAACAAUGGGUAGACGAAAACUCUUGA